AUGAGAAAUUGUAAGGCCUUAUUAUUAUUACUAGUGUUUUCCAUAAUUCUGAUAAUAAAUAAUCAGAUUAGGGCAGAAAUUAGCAAGGUUGGAUCAUCUGAUCAAUUCAUUAGGACAAGAGGAGUACAAUUUAUACAAAAUGGAAAACCAUUUUAUGCAAAUGGGUUCAAUGCAUAUUGGUUAAUGUACAUCGGCACCGAUCCAUCUGAAAGAUACAAAGUCACCGCCGCCUUUUCCGACGCCGAAAAACAUGGUCUCUCCAUUGUCAGAACUAUGGCUUUCAACGACGGCCCCGGAAACAGAACCCUUCAGAGCUCUCCCGGUAUUUACAAUGAACCCGUUUUUCAGGGGUUGGAUUUUGCUUUAUCUGAAGCUAGAAAGUAUGGGAUGAAGGUUUUACUAUGUUUGAGUAACAAUUUUAAAGAUUUUGGAGGGAAAAUACAAUAUGUUGAAUGGGGCAGGAGUAAAGGGCAGAGGAUUCGAACUGAAGAUGGUUUCUAUACUAAUGCUGUUGUCAAGGAGAUGUACAAGAAUCAUGUCAUGAGAGUGCUUAAUAGACGAAAUACAAUCACGGGAAUUAUUUAUAAAAAUGAUCCUACCAUAAUGGGGUGGGAACUUAUUAACGAGCCUAGAUGUUAUACCGAUAAAUCUGGAGCUACCGUUCAGUCAUGGAUUAAAGAAAUGGCUGCAUAUGUGAAAUCCAUAGACAACAACCAUAUGGUAGCUGUUGGCAUGGAAGGUUUCUAUGGACCCUCACAUGCUGGAAGGCAACAAAAUAACCCUACUUUUCAAGUUGGUACCGAUUUCAUCGAGAAUAAUCUGAUUCGCGACAUUGAUUUCGCUACAAUUCACAUGUAUCCUGAUAAAUGGAUUGGAGGCUCGAGCGAAGUAAAAGAAGACGCAUUCCUCAAUGACUGGAUCAACAAUCAUGUCCAAGAUGCACAAAACAUAAUAAGAAAACCACUCAUAUUUACGGAAUUUCAGAAAAAUAGUAAGGACCCCGGUUUCAACAUAGUUCAAAGAGACAAUAUGUUCAAAACAAUUUACUCGGCAGUUUAUUUGUCUGCGGUUAGAAGAGGAGCUGUAUCUGGCGCUCUAUUCUGGCAUUUAUUGACAACCGGGUUAGACUCUUUUCGAGAUGGGAAUGCAAUAAUUCUAAGCGAGAAAACUUCAACAAAUAUUUUAAUAGCUGAGGAGUCGGCUAAACUAAAGAAGAUUACAAAUAUGUAUGCCUCCAUUGAUUCUUAAACAAUGGUCCAAAG
Molecule: messenger RNA, 1262 nt
Organism: Impatiens glandulifera
Lineage: Eukaryota; Viridiplantae; Streptophyta; Magnoliopsida; Ericales; Balsaminaceae
Product: mannan endo-1,4-beta-mannosidase 7-like
Exons: 5
Coding region: 1-1248 (415 amino acids)
Molecular function (GO): hydrolase activity, hydrolyzing O-glycosyl compounds
Source: RefSeq, a predicted model, not a curated record